Colletotrichum paranaense is the source of this 876-nucleotide messenger RNA. RefSeq lists its product as uncharacterized. The transcript is spliced from 6 exons. The record is from RefSeq and is a predicted model, not a curated record. Lineage: Eukaryota; Fungi; Ascomycota; Sordariomycetes; Glomerellales; Glomerellaceae. Bases 1 to 876 code for a protein of 291 amino acids. Gene Ontology annotation, molecular function: peroxidase activity.
AUGAAGCAGUUUUUCACCUUCAUCGCCGCUGCUUUUGGCGUGGCCUCAGCCAAUCCUCACCUGACUGCUGCUCACUUGGCCAACCCUCACUUCCGCAGAGCUUCCCCCACUGAGUGGACUCCUGCUGGACCUGAUGACUUCCGUGGCCCAUGCCCAAUGAUGAACACUUUGGCCAACCACGGCUUCAUCUCCCACGACGGCAAGAACCUGACGAAGGACGUUGUUGUGAAAGGUCUUCAGGACGGUCUCAACUUCGGGACCGAUCUUGGAACCCUGAUGUUUAACAUGGCCCUUAUUGCCAACCCAGAACCCAAUGCCACAUUCUUCACUCUGGACCAACUUAACGUUCAUAAUGUCCUGGAGCACGAUGCUAGCUUGAGGCUUUGGUUCUUCCUGUUCGAGCUAUGGAGCGAUGAUCGCACCGAUGCUGCCUUUGGCAACAAUCAUGUCUUCAACCAAUCCAUCUUCGACGAGUCGAGAGCCUACUGGACAAAGGAUACCCUGGAUGCGCAACAGCUUGCCAACAGCAAAUUGGCACGACAGGUCACCUCAAGAGCUUUCAACCCCAACUACACCUUCACUGCAACCGUGGAGAACUUCAGUCUUGGCGAGGUCGCUGCCCCCAUCAUUGUCUUUGGCGAUGUGACCGCCGGAACCGUCAACAAGACACUGGUCGAAUACUUCUUCCAAAACGAGCGCCUUCCUGCUGAGUUGGGCUGGGUCAAGAAGGAGAACGCUGUUACACAAGAUGACAUCCUCAAGGUGGUCGAGAUGAUUAGAAACGCAACUGUGCUUACCACAGGUGGCGCGGCUGAGGCCCCUCACAAGCGUAUGAUUAGGGACUUGCACACUGGCUUGGGCCUGCUGUCCCAGUGA